Molecule: messenger RNA, 7610 nt
Organism: Vombatus ursinus (common wombat)
Lineage: Eukaryota; Metazoa; Chordata; Mammalia; Diprotodontia; Vombatidae
Gene: DDR2
Product: discoidin domain receptor tyrosine kinase 2
Exons: 16
Coding region: 121-2652 (843 amino acids)
Biological process (GO): multicellular organism development; positive regulation of kinase activity; protein phosphorylation
Cellular component (GO): membrane; signaling receptor complex
Molecular function (GO): collagen binding; protein tyrosine kinase collagen receptor activity; ATP binding
Source: RefSeq, a predicted model, not a curated record
UGUCCCAGCCACGUCGGAGCUCAGGAAGCAAGGAGCUCUGUGCCCAGGGUUGAGAGCAGCCGGCAGUGGUAGUUUUCCACUCCAGGACUUCAGAAGAGUGAAUGGACUUCUCUGUCCUGCAUGAUGGCGGGCAGAGCGGGAACAGCAGGAAACCACCAGACGGUAUGCCGCUAUCCUCUGGGCACAUCAGGAGGCCACAUUCCAGAUGAGGACAUCACAGCUUCUAGCCAGUGGUCGGAAUCCACAGCUGCCAAAUAUGGAAGGCUGGACUCUGAAGAAGGGGAUGGAGCCUGGUGCCCAGAGAUACCAGUGGAACCGGAUGAUUUGAAGGAGUUUCUACAGAUUGACCUACGCAAUCUACAUUUUAUCACCCUUGUGGGGACCCAGGGACGCCAUGCAGGGGGCCAUGGCAAUGAGUUUGCUCCUAUGUACAAGAUCAAUUAUAGCAGAGAUGGUACCCGCUGGAUCUCUUGGAGGAACAGGCAUGGAAAACAGGUGCUAGAUGGAAAUAGUAACCCCUAUGAUAUUGUGCUAAAGGACCUGGAACCACCCAUCGUAGCCAGAUUUGUCCGCUUCAUUCCAGUUACCGACCACUCCAUGAAUGUCUGCAUGAGGGUGGAGCUCUAUGGUUGCGUCUGGCUAGAUGGUUUGGUAUCUUACAAUGCUCCGGCUGGACAGCAGUUUGUACUUCCUGGAGGUUCCAUCAUUUACCUGAAUGAUUCUGUCUAUGAUGGAGCUGUUGGGUACAGCAUGACAGAAGGUCUGGGACAACUGACAGACGGGGUCUCUGGCCUGGACGACUUCACCCAGACCCAUGAAUACCACGUUUGGCCUGGCUAUGAUUACGUGGGCUGGAGGAAUGAAAGUGCCACCAACGGUUACAUCGAGAUCAUGUUUGAAUUUGACCGGAUUAGGAAUUUCACCACCAUGAAGGUCCACUGCAACAACAUGUUUGCUAAGGGGGUGAAGAUCUUUAAGGAGGUUCAGUGCUACUUCCGCUCGGAGUCCAAUGAAUGGGAACCCAAUGCUGUCUCCUUCCUCCUGGUCCUGGAUGAUGUCAACCCCAGUGCCCGCUUUGUCACGGUGCCUCUCCUUCACCGAAUGGCCAGCGCCAUCAAGUGUCAGUUUCACUUUGCUGAUACCUGGAUGAUGUUCAGUGAAAUCACCUUUCAGUCAGAUGCUGCAAUGUACAACAACUCUGGAGCCCUUCCCACUUCCUCAGUGGCACCCACCACUUAUGAUCCGAUGCUCAAAGUGGAUGAUAGCAACACUCGCAUCUUGAUUGGCUGCCUGGUGGCCAUCAUCUUCAUUCUUGUGGCCAUCAUCGUCAUCAUUCUUUGGAGGCAGUUUUGGCAAAAAAUGCUGGAGAAGGCUUCCCGGAGGAUGCUAGAUGAUGAAAUGACUGUCAGUCUUUCCCUGCCUAGUGAAUCCAGCAUGUUCAACAACAAUCAUUCUUCAUCACCUAGUGAGCAGGAGUCCAAUUCCACUUAUGACCGUAUUUUCCCCCUUGGUCCUGACUACCAGGAGCCUUCCCGGCUCAUACGGAAACUCCCUGAAUUUGCUCCAGGAGAUGAGGAGGCAGGCUGCAGUAGUGUGGUGAAGCCAGUUCAGCCAAAUGGCCCUGAGGGUGUCCCCCACUAUGCAGAAGCUGACAUUGUGAACCUGCAAGGUGUGACAGGAGGCAACACCUAUUCAGUACCUGCAGUUACCAUGGACCUACUCUCGGGUAAAGAUGUGGCUGUAGAAGAAUUCCCCAGGAAACUCUUAACUUUCAAGGAGAAGCUAGGAGAAGGCCAGUUUGGAGAGGUUCAUCUCUGCGAAGUGGAGGGCAUGGAAAAAUUCAUGGACAAAGAUUUUGCGUUAGAUGUCAACACCAACCAGCCUGCCUUGGUGGCUGUGAAAAUGCUCCGAGCAGAUGCCAACAAGAAUGCCAGGAAUGAUUUUCUCAAGGAGAUAAAGAUUAUGUCCCGGCUAAAGGACCCAAACAUCAUCCGGCUGUUAGCAGUGUGCAUUGCAGAAGACCCCCUAUGUAUGAUCACUGAGUACAUGGAGAACGGGGACCUCAAUCAAUUCCUUUCCCGACACGAACCCCAGAACCCUCCCUCCAGUAACGCACCUACUGUCAGUUAUAUAAACCUGAAGUUCAUGGCCACACAGAUAGCAUCAGGCAUGAAGUAUCUGUCCUCUCUAAAUUUUGUCCACCGGGACCUGGCCACACGAAACUGCUUAGUGGGUAAGAACUACACCAUCAAGAUUGCAGACUUUGGGAUGAGCAGGAACCUAUACAGUGGAGAUUACUAUAGGAUCCAAGGUCGGGCAGUGCUCCCUAUCCGCUGGAUGUCUUGGGAGAGCAUCUUAUUGGGCAAGUUCACCACAGCAAGUGACGUGUGGGCCUUUGGGGUGACGCUCUGGGAGACCUUCACUUUUUGCCAGGAGCAGCCAUAUUCCCAGCUGUCAGAUGAACAAGUCAUUGAGAAUACUGGAGAAUUCUUCCGAGACCAAGGGCGGCAGACAUACCUCCCACAGCCUGCAAUUUGCCCUGAUCCUGUUUAUAAGCUGAUGCUUAGCUGCUGGAGAAGAGACACCAAACACCGCCCCUCAUUCCAAGAAAUCCACCUCCUACUUCUCCAACAAGGAAAUGGAGAGGAGUGAUGCUGUCAACUCUGGAGCACCUCUGAUGGUCCCCUAGUCCUCCCCUUAAAACCCACCACUUCUCCAAAUCUAAGCCACUUCACUUGGACUUCUAAUGGACCCUGGGAGGCAGAGGCUUCUUUGUUUUUCUCCUUUUUUUUUUUUUACAUUAAAAGAGCCAAAAAAGAAAAAAAAAAGUCUAGAUCAGAGGGAAUAAAAAAAAAAGAAAGAAAUCUCACCUGAUAUACCAGAGUUGGAUGACAAAGGCUAGAAAAUUCAAAUAAUUUAUAAAUGUUAAAUAUGCUUGUUUAUAAAUGUGCAAAUUCUGUGAUUUUUUUUCUGAGUUCCCAUUUCUAGGAAGUGAUUAACAAAUCAGAACAGAAAAAGACUUGAAGGAUGCUGAUAUUGUGGGGAAUGCCAUGGGGAUGUGUUUAAGUCAAAAGGUUCAGCAAAGUACUACAUCAUGAACUGAUCAUGGCCUUUGAGUUCUAAUGAGGCCUGUCCCAUUAACUCAUAAGCUAACUUGCCAGUAACUGAAUGUUUCUCCACAAUAUCCUCAUAUGUAGGAAUGGUUCUGAUAGCAUACUUGUAAACACACACAUACACACACACAACCAUGAUGACAAAAACAAUUACAAAACCAGGUUCCCAUGUGUGCUAUUGGAGAGUAUCCGCAUGGUAGAGAGAAUCCAAGGGGAAUCAGGCAGGUAAGAGGAUUUGCUACAGGUGAAAUAUCCUUUGCAAAAAUGGGAGAUUAGGCAGUUGUAAGUAAAGAGAGUAUGUGAAUGUAAUCUGUACAAGUGUGGAAUAUUUGUAAUUCUAACAGGAGAGCCUGGACAUUAUUUUUCUCUACAGUUUAUUCAAGUAUAUUCAGAUGUGGAUUUCCCCAAGGAAGGACUUGAUUUUAAAUCAGAUUCAAGGCAUAUCUGGGACUAGUACACCAUAGCUGAAGCUGCUGUUGUAGAAUAUUACCUAUGGAAGGAGCCUUAGAAAUCGUUUGGUCCCAGCUCAAGGAAGCUAUCAGAGGUGGGAUCAGUCACCAUCUCCAGGGACAAUUGUGGUCCUUUACCCAUUGAUUUACUCAUUUGCUGUGGAUCCCUCUUAUGCACAGGGCUUCCUUUAGACUUCUAGAAAGUGUCAAUUAUCUAGAGCAGCAUAUGGGAAACAUGGCAGAAGACGACCUUUGCAACUACUCUCUUGUAUACAAUCUCUCUGAAUCAUUGUUGGGCUUGACAUAGCUAGCAUGAAGUGGAGCAUGAGGCUGGGUCUCCUCCUUUGGACACUUGGGUAUUACUUAAGUAGUCCCAACUUUGUGUUACAAUGAUCUCAGAGGUGACUCUGAAUGUUCACAAACCCCAACUUCUCCAGCCCAGCAGAAAAACUAACUUUCAACUCAGAAUAUAGGGGGAGACAUAAAGAAUUUCAGCAGAGGUAUGACUAGGAAGGGACAGUAGGGGCUUUCCCCAGGGUAAUGAAAUUUGGAAGGAACCAGCAGUAUUUCCCUAGAUUACAUUUCCUCCCUACUUCAUUUCCAGGGGUCAGAUUGCAGGUGAGAUCCUACCCAUCCACCGCACGCUCAAAGACCUGGUUUAUCCCAGGCUGUGUUUUCUCUCUCAAUAGGCCAUACAUUCGCUCCCAGGCCAACUCCUCCCAACUCUCCAUUAGCAGCUAGUCCUUUGGUCACACAAAAACUUCUAGGUUUCCUGGAAGUAUAUUUCUUACUCCCUGCAGCUAUAUGUGAAUGCCUUUUUUGCCCUAGGCCCCCCAAAUUCUUAAUUACUGUUCUGGAUUUCUGGACAUAUUUUCCAGGCCAAGAUGCCAAGCCACUGUCUCACAGGCCUCUCUACCCACUUCGAACAACUCUUCAAGGUUCUGAUAAAACACCCCAAAUCAGUUUUCAGAAUCACUACUAGGGCAAAAGUACAGACUGAAAUCUUAGAUUCUCUGCUUUAAUCCACUGCCCCGAAAAGAGGUACCUGUUUCCUGUCUAUGAGCUCUCCUGUGGCCAGGGACAUGAGUUUCUUGAGUCCUUUCUUUCUGUUUACUCUCUUUGAUUCUGCAGCAAUUCACCUGACUGUUGCUUUUGUGCACUAAAGUAGUUCUAUACAAAUUCAUAUUUGAAGUUAGCUUAGUUAGCCUGGACUAGUCUGGCCCUUGUUCAAGAAAAAAAAAAAAAACCACUUCAGAGGGCUGUCAAAUCGAUUCAAACUGGUAGUUUGCAUGUAGUAAUAGGUGCUUAAUGAAUGUUUGUUAAAUUGAAAUGUUCAACAAGUGGUAUCACCAAACAUUUUCCCCUUUUCUUCUUGGGUGAGAGCCUUCCAAUAUUUAGGCUUCAGAAUGAAGACACAGUCCCAAUUACAUCCAAACAGCAUGUAGAGUCAUAGAAUGAUAGAAUCUCAGAAUUGGAAGGGAAUUUAGAAGCUAAUGAGUGCAGUCAUGACCUGAGCAAAAAUUCCCCUCUAUCAUAUGUCCCCAAAGUGUUCAUCCAGCUUCCACCUGAAGACCUGUAGUAAUAAGGAGCACUUUUAGUAUGGAGGCCCAUAAAUCAUCAAUAAACCAAUGAUUAAGCAUUUUUAAGCACCUCCUAAAUUUGUUUGACCCUAUGGUACAAAUACAGUCCCUACCUUCAGAGGACUUACAUUCUUUUGGGAGGACAUAGAAAGUUCAUAGAUAAGUAAAUAUAGGAUAUAAACAAAAUUGAGAGAGUGAGAGGAGAAGAACCUUUACAAUCUAUGAUCAGGGCAUUUCUGAGAACAAUGGAUUGAAAGUAGAGAAAUCCCCUACAAAAUGUUGCAUGGGACCUUGGAGUUUAAUAGUAGAUACCUGGCUAUGAUGCUUAUUUUUUUAACUAGAAGAGGGUAGUACGGGAUUGUUGAGGAAAGAGGAAGAGACAAAUAGAUGCUUUGUGGGACAUGAAACUCUUUUUUGUUCCCUUUGGAGUCAAUUCCCCUGGUCAGAUAGGCACAAUGGGGGUGGAAGAAAAGGGAAAAAGCCAAAGAUGUUGUGGGUGAUGAGGCAAGAUUGUAGUGUAAUGUAGACUAAAGAGGGCUGAGGAUGGGGCAGAGGGUUGAGUUUGACAAGAAGAGAGGGGACAGAAUCAAAGAGUAAGAAUGGUUUUUUGAAUGAUGUGGGGGGAGAGGGAGAGGAGGAAGGGAGGGAGAGUGAGAGAGAGAGAGAGAGAGAGAGAGAGAGAGAGAGAAAAUGAACAAUAAGAAAGUUUGCAGAGAACAGAGAUGGAAUGAUACAGCAUACAAACAUACAAAGCAAGUUAGGGCAGAAGUGAUGGUGAGUCCUUUAUGGGAGUCAAAAAAUAUUGAAUGAUACAAGUCUAUGUAUUGAAGAUUUAAAAAAAAAAAGUGAUGAAGGAAUAAAGGAUAAUGGAGCUGUUCAGAGUAGGAUGAAGGGAAUUCUUGAGUGAUUAAAAAACCCAUACUGUGCCACCAGAGGGUAGCAUUGUCCUACAACAGAAACACAACAGUGAGGCCCUUAUUUCUGAGGAUUUGUAGGUAUCUAUGGGUAUUAGGGGCAAGCCUGAGAUUUCAGACAGAUUUGAGCCAAAUCUCUCAGCUCUGGAAUUCACCCACUGAUACACAGAAAGAAUAGGUCUAAGCAAAAACCAGUGAUUUUUCUAUCUCCUACUACCCCAUCCUCUAUCUGCUGACUUCUGGCUUAUUAACUUGGUAUAUUGAAGCUAGAUACGUGUCUGGGGAUACUGAUUUGGCCUUACUUGUGGCUGAAAGAGAGGGUUGUAUUAGAUUCUAGCUCCAUAGACCCGGUAAAGAGAGAUGCAAUGAAAAAGCUACCCUGAGGAUUGGCCCAUCUGAUCUCAAGAAGAAUAGAUAGGAUGACAUCCUGAAUAUCCUGCCAGUCCUAAGGUUCGCUAACUCUACAGUAUACUUUUUGUUCACUACGGUGUUUCUUUAUGGGUCAUUGUCUCUGGCCACCUUUCUUCAUGGCAGGAUUCCACCAAGACAGGAAAAGUGAAAUUUUCUUGUAGAUACUGAUAAUCCUCAUAGUUAAGUAAGGCCACUAAGAAGACAUAGACCAUUUAUACCUGACCUCUGCCAUGUAUCAGGAACCUCAGCUGCAAGAUUUCUCUGGUCUAAGCAAUGAUGCCUGGUAUGGGAGCUCUACAACAUCUUUUCUUUGUUCCAUCCCCUCUCUUGCCCCUCAUUAUUCCACUUACCCCACUGACUAAUCCUAAGGAGCCAUUGUGGAUAUGAUCAUUUCCAUUCCUGCCAGGAGUAGGAAAGUUCAGUGUGAAGCUUAAUAGUGCCCCUUCUAAGGAAAGACAUUCAAUGGCAUAGGAUGUUAGAAAGGUGUGACUCCUUGCAUGCUUCAGGAUGAAUGAAGUUUUCUCAUUUUUCUUUUGAAAACAAAAUCCUCUCAUUAGGAGGCAUCUGUCAGAGAAAUUCUACCAACUUCCCUAACACUCAUGGCUCCAACACUCAGAAUGGUCAUAGACAAAUUGUAGAAAUCAUUGACUUGCAUCAGAAAUGACUGAAAACUUGGCUGAGGAAUAUUCAACUGACUUAGGAAAGAAAUGUGUGUACAGAGUUUAUAUGUUAUGUAUGGACGUGUUCUUCCAUUAGGGCUUGUAAAUGCUGAAGUUUUUCCCAUGACCCACAAGGAGGUGAGAUGUGUUAGAUAUCAAUGAUAUGGGGGUAGUCCACAUGUUUUGGGUAGAAGAGAGGAUGGAGAUGAAGAUGUUCCAAGGAAAGAAACAUAUUGAAAAGAAACAGCAUCUGUGUUGUACAAAACCACGAAUGAGAAGAUAAAAAAUUAAGAAUCUGAUUACCCAGAAAAAAGAACAGGAUUAUGGCUGAGCAGGGCCACUAGAAGUCUUUGUUUCUUAAUAUAAUUGGUAGGCCCCAAUUUUGCAGUAGACUAUCCAAAACCUUUCCUUUUAGCAGAUUUCUUUGAAUGUACAUAGUUCUCAGAAUGUUCCUGGAAUAAAGGCAUCCUGGUCCACAUGGAAA